This is a messenger RNA of Sorex araneus (European shrew), 699 nucleotides long. RefSeq names its product calcium homeostasis modulator protein 2-like. Gene Ontology annotation, molecular function: monoatomic cation channel activity. The coding region runs from base 1 to 699 and encodes 232 amino acids. The record is from RefSeq and is a predicted model, not a curated record. The transcript is spliced from 3 exons. NCBI's taxonomy places the organism in Eukaryota, Metazoa, Chordata, Mammalia, Eulipotyphla, Soricidae.
AUGGCUAACCCCAUCACCCACUUCCUGUCGCGCAUUUUCAGGAGCAAGGAUUUGGUGACAUUAAAUGUGUUGGUGGCUCUGGGCACCACGGGGGGCCAGGAGCUCUUCUCCUUGUUGGCCUUCCAGUGCCCGUGCUCACCAGUUCGGAACUUCCGGUAUGGGUUAAUGGCCACCUUGGGGCCCGCCUUGUUGCUCUUCUUCAUCAGCAUCAUCCUCAACAACCAAACCAGGAACUUGGUGGAUGGGUGCAGGUGUUUCAGGACCAAGAAAUUCCCAUGCAUCCUAUAUUCCAUCGUGGGCCGCGCAGCCGUGGCCCCCCUCACCUGGUCUUUCAUCUCCCUGCUGCGAGGGGACGCCUACGUCUGCGCAUUCAGCGAGUUUGUGGACCCGUCCUCGCUCACGGCUGAGAACGAGAGCUUCCCUCUCUCCCACACCACGCAGAUCCUGGCCAUGUUCCCUUGCGGGGAGAGCCCUGAGAACCUGUCUGGGUUCCGGGAGGAGGUGAGCCGCAGGCUCAAGUUUGAGUCUCAGCUCUUCGGGUGGCUGCUCAUCGGCUCGGUGGCCAUCCUGGUGUUCCUGACCAAGUGCCUCAAGCACUGCUGCUCCCCGCUCCGCUACCGCCAGGAGGCAUACUGGGCCCGCUACCGCGCCAACGAGGACCAAUCCAUCUUCACCACUUCCAGCUCCAUCCCCACCUAA